ACACAUUCCACAGCCUAGGGUAAUAUCACUUCUUCACGUCUUCAGACCAGAAAAGCUCAUCUUUUCCGACCUACGCAAACCACCGUUUCCAGCCGACGCUUUUCUUCUCCAGCACAGGCAAACCAUUUUAAUCCAGGGUUUGGAUUAGUUUUGCCAAUUGGGGAAGAGAUGGCUCCAUUUCAAAAUAGAAAAAGGAAGUUGUCUGUAAAGCCGACCAUUCAGAAGAAGCAACAUAGUGUUGAUCAUAUAACAGGAGAAAAAAUUCCCAAGAGCUUUGUUUUUUCGAGGGGAAAGUUACCGGCUUCUCUUAGACAGCUGCAAAUGGACUUGAGAAAAUUGAUGCUUCCCUAUACAGCUCUCAAGCUUAGGGAAAAGAAGCGUAAUAAUCUCAAAGAUUUCUUAAAUGUUGCAGGACCUAUGGGCGUUACACAUUUCCUCAUGCUGUCAAAAACCAAAACUUCUCCUUACUUACGUGUUGCUAGGUCUCCACAGGGACCAACUCUUACAUUUAAAAUACUUGAGUAUUCAUUGGCUGCUGAUGUUGCCAAAUCUCAAUUGCGCCCAAGAUGUCCUCCGGAUCUCUUCAAAAACCCUCCCUUGAUUGUGCUCUCUGGUUUUGGGACUGGAGAACAACAUCUGAAGCUCACAACUAUUAUGUUUCAAAAUAUCUUUCCAGCCAUUGAUAUUAACACUGUCAAGCUUUCUUCUUGCCAAAGGAUUGUGCUUCUUAACUAUGACAAGGAGAAGAAACUUAUUGACUUUAGACAUUACUCAAUCCGACUGCAGCCGGUUGGUGUUUCACGUAGGAUAAGAAAAUUUGUGCAAAGCCAUCAAGUACCUAAUCUAAGCAAUCUUCAAGAUAUGAGCGACUUCGUUACCAAGGCUGGUUAUGGAUCAGAAAGUGAAGCAGAUGAUGAGGCAGCAAUGGUAAAUUUACCAACUGAUCUUGGUAGAUUAAACAGAGCCUCAACAAAAAGUGCUGUCAAGCUUCAAGAAAUUGGACCCAGGAUGACUCUCCAAUUAAUGAAGAUCGAGGAAGGAUUAUGUUCUGGUGGAGUCAUAUUUAAUGAAUUUGGAAAUAGUGCUGCUGAGAAGCAGGAUGGAAGCAAAAGUGAACCCAAACAAGAAAGUGCAGAUGAGGAUGAGGAAGAGGAAGAGGAAGAAGUAGAUGAAGAGGAGGACGAACAAGAAAUCGAGGAAGAUUGAGAAUAGCUUGUUUGUAAAUUCAGCAUCAAUGCCUUCAAAUGUUUUGAUUAGUUUCUGUAGCUCAACUAUGUUCUUAGUUCAAAUUAUGUCAAUUUCUGUGUACUAAAUUUGUUGAACCACAAGAAUGAAAAUUUACAUGACUUUCCUUGGAACACAUGGUUGACCCUAACCUGAAUUGGGUGAAAAAUGUAGGACAGAAACAGGCAUGCUUUCAGAUCUGAAGUGCAACGGAUACCCAAGAAACUGGUCCAAAACGGUUCUGGUUCUUCUAAAACAGGAUUGGAACUACACAGUUGCGGUUUCUUUUCUAUUUCUUUAUCAGAACGGUCCCUAGGAAACAAUGGGGUCUGGAUCUGGUCAGCGCUUGCUCCUAAUACAGUAAUUGGUAGUACUCUGUAAUAUUCAACGCCAAUGUGGAAUGUUGACCCUUUAUUUUAAUCUUGGUUAUAAAUAUUCAAAUUUCACUAAUUUUAACUCUAAUAAUGUUAAUUCAAAUACCUCUGAAGUCUGAAUCUCUGAUGUUUCAAAAUAGUGUAAGGUUAAUCUUUCA
Molecule: messenger RNA, 1756 nt
Organism: Cuscuta europaea
Lineage: Eukaryota; Viridiplantae; Streptophyta; Magnoliopsida; Solanales; Convolvulaceae
Source: the annotation of a GenBank genome assembly